AUGGUAUCAACAGCAGAAAUAUUUAAUGAGCGACAUGAGAACAGUAACGUGCAUCGAAAAUAUGUUCUAGAACUUGUAGUUAAAUUUCGGGAAACUGGGUCAGUCGCCAAUAAAAAACGCAACAUUGAAAAUCCCAUAAGGAACGAAGCAAUAGAAGUGGGGGAUUUAGGGCAAGUUUAUGUAGAUCCUACGUUAAGUACCCGCAAAUUGGAGACUGUGUGUGGUGUAAGUCGACGUACUGUCCAACGGAUUCUAAAGAUCCAUAUAAAUCGUCAUAACUGCCGAUAUUGGUCCAAUUCUAAUCCCAGAAUUUAUCAUGAUAUUAAUACACAGCAGCCACAAAAAUUAAAUAAUGCCUUGCUGACGCCACAUCAGUCGACAAUUUCCCGUUGGUAUAGAGAAUUCAAACGUGGACGGGUGAGUCUUAGCGACGAUCCCAGGGUGGAAUUAGGAGUAAGAAAAUUAGUUUCUCGUUGGAUACCCCACCUGUUGACUGAAGAGCAGAAAGCAGCCAGGGUUAAUUGGUGUCAAAAAACGCUUGACCGUUUCAAUUCCGCAAUCUCAAAAAAUGUGUACAGCAUUGUUAGUGGUGAUGAAUCGUGGAUUUCCUGUUAUGAACCAGAGAAUAAACGACAGUCGGCUAUUUGGGUGUUCCAAGGUGAAGAAAAGCCAACAAAAGUCAUCCGUUCUCGAAGUGUUUCGAAAAAGAUGGUCGCGACAUUUGUGUCAAAAUCGGGAAGAAUUGUUACUGCGGAUUGGUAUACCACGAUUUGUUUGCCAAAAGUCAUCACCGAGCUUCGAAAAAUCAACCCCGAAAGAAGAAUCAUCCUCCACCAAGACGAUGGAAGCUCGCACACAGCCCAAAAAACAAGGCAGUAUUUAACGGAAGAAAACGUGGAAUUAUUGGACCAUCCUCCAUACAAAGAAGCAGUUGACGCAUUGAAAUAUGCCGUUUUGGAUCUGCCAGCAAACGAGUGGAAUAAGUGCUUCGAAAAUUGGUUUGAGCGCAUGCAGAUGUGUAUUAAUCUUCGUGGAGAAUACUUCUAA
Molecule: messenger RNA, 1047 nt
Organism: Acanthoscelides obtectus
Lineage: Eukaryota; Metazoa; Arthropoda; Insecta; Coleoptera; Chrysomelidae
Source: the annotation of a GenBank genome assembly